This is a messenger RNA of Cynocephalus volans (Philippine flying lemur), 1113 nucleotides long. It is a transcript of the gene CCDC89, whose product is annotated as coiled-coil domain containing 89. The record is from RefSeq and is a predicted model, not a curated record. NCBI's taxonomy places the organism in Eukaryota, Metazoa, Chordata, Mammalia, Dermoptera, Cynocephalidae. The transcript has a single exon. Bases 1 to 1113 code for a protein of 370 amino acids.
AUGCCUCAGGGAGAGCAGGCUCUCAGGAUGGACAGCCCACCUCCUGAAGAACCUGUAGGUAAGCAAAAUGAAAAACUGAGAAACCAGGAAGAGGAGAUGGAGUUUAAGGAACUGGAUGGUUUGAAGGAAGCCUUGGCAAACCUCCGGGGACUGUCUGAGGAGGAGAAGAGUGAGAAGGCGAUGCUUUGCUCCCGCAUCCAAGAGCAGUCCCAGCUCAUCUGCAUCCUGAAGCGGAGGUCGGAUGACGCCCUGGAGCGCUGCCAGAUCCUGGAGCUGCUUAACACAGAGCUGGAGGAGAAGAGGAUGCAGGAGGCCGAGAAGCUGAAGGCUCAGAGCAAACAUGUUCAGAAGCUGGAGGAACGCUUUAUGACCCUGGCAGCCAACCACGAGUUGAUGAUCCACUUCAAAGAUGAGCACAAGGGUCAGAACAUCAAACUGAGGGAGGAGAAUGAGAAGCUGAGGCUGGAGAACAGCAGCCUCUUCAGCCAGGCUUUGAAGGAUGAGGAGGCCAAAGUAUUGCAGCUCACUGCCCAGAGCAAGGCCCUCACCAAAGAGCUGGAGACUCUUAAACAGAAGUGUGCUCAGGAUGCAUACCAAGCACAAGCCCGAGAGAAGGAGCUGCUGGAGCUACAGAGCCAGCAGGCCUGUGCCCAUGCCAAGGAGACAGAGCAGCUGCACAGCCAGCUGCACAGCCUCAAGCAGCAGCACAAACAGGCCAUGGAGCAGAUGGCUAAGGCCCAGGAGACACACAGCAGCCUGAGCCAGGAACUGCAGGCCAGACUGCAGACCAUCACUCGAGAGAAACAGGAGCUGCUGCAGCUGUCCAUGGAAAGGGGUAAGAUGCUUCAGAACAAACAGGCAGAGAUCCGCCAGCUUGAGGAGAAGCUGGAGUCAGCAGAGGUAGCCAGGAGGCAUGUGCUAGAGCGGUUUGAGCAAGAGGCAGUGGCCGUGGACAGCAACUUGAGAGUCCAGGAGCUUCAGCGCAGGGUAGAUGGGAUCCAGAAGGCCUACGAUGAACUCAGGCUGCAGUCAGAAGCCUUCAAAAAGCACAGCCUGGAUCUUCUAAGCAAGGAGAGAGAACUCAACGCCAAACUCCGCCAUCUCUUUCCAUAA